AUGGGCAGCUUGGCGGAUGUUCCACCAGAAAAGAAAGAAAUAGUUCGUGAAAUUCAUCAGCUGGCAAGCCUUGGAGUCCGUUUAGCCGAAUCUGGAAAUGCUGGGAUUUAUGUUCGAGAAGUUGCUGAAUCUUCUAUUGUGGAAGAAAUUAAGCGUCGCCAAUAUGAAGAUCCUAUUACGCGAGGCUCCAAAAGAGCAACAACGUCAGUAUUUUGGGAAAUUGUUUCUGACCCUCUCCCUGCAGGUGAUUGUAGGUUGACGAAGAUGAAGAGGACGGCUCCUGACGAGGGGGAUGGGGGUGCUAAGAAGGCCCCUAGGAUGUCACCGGGGCCGAGUAGGCAAAGCCCCAGCUAUUCGAUUGAGACAGAUCCUUCGGAGGAUCCCACGGAGGACAGUUACGAUACGGAUCCGUCGGAGGACCCAUCUACGACCCCUAGAGCCGAGGAUUCCGCGGAGGGUGGCUAUGAUACAGAUCUCUCGGAGGAUCCGACGAUGACUCCUCCAGAGUUUCUUACCUCCACGGAGGAAGAUAGUUAUGAGACAGACCCAUCGGAGCAUUUCUCUGGGACGACGGAGGAGGAGAUUUUCAGGUAUGCGCCAGCUGCUCCUGUGAGGGAGAACCCCGUUAGCCCGGCCACCUCGGAGAGUGCUACGGAUUUCUCCUGUUCUUUGUCUUGGUCCCCAGUGAGCCGGGAAUUGUCUGAUUAUUUAUAUUCCUCCGAUUCGGAUGUGGGAAAUAGCGGGGGCCAGAUAGGUGGGGGGCAGACAGAUGAGGAUGAUGAUGGACACACCUCUCACGGCAGCUCCCCAGGUCAGACCCGAGAUUGA
Lycium ferocissimum is the source of this 828-nucleotide messenger RNA. Its product is annotated as DNA-directed RNA polymerase II subunit RPB1-like. The transcript has 2 exons. The coding region runs from base 1 to 828 and encodes 275 amino acids. NCBI's taxonomy places the organism in Eukaryota, Viridiplantae, Streptophyta, Magnoliopsida, Solanales, Solanaceae. The record is from RefSeq and is a predicted model, not a curated record.